AUGACCGGCUCCGCUGAUGACGCCUCCGUUCCGACGGAGACGUCGCCGCUUCUGCGCAAUGCCGACUCGGAGGUUGCCAAUAGUAACGGCACCGUCGAGAAUGGCCCGGCAAACGGCGCCUCGGCCGUGGCCGACGACGCCAAUAAUAACCGGGACGGUAACCCGGAGAUGGCCAAGAAGAUGCACAUCCUCCUUCCGGCCGUCGGCAUCGGCAUCUACCUCUGCGCCGUCGACCAGCUGCUCACCGUCGCGACCUACGCCAAGAUCGGCAGCGAGCUGCACGCUCUGAAGAACACGAGCUGGCUCGCAACCGCCUACUACAUCACCCUGACCAGCUUCCAGCCCCUCUACGGCAAGCUCAGCGACAUCUUUGGCCGCAAGGAGUGCCUCCUGUUCGCCUACGUCGUCUUCGCCCUCGGCUCUCUGGGCUGCGGCCUCGCCCAGUCCUUCGCCCAGCUCUGCGUCGCCCGCGCCGUCGCCGGCAUCGGCGGCGGCGGCAUGAACAGCGUCGUCGCCAUCCUCCUCAGCGACAUUGUGCCGCUGCGCGACCGCGGCGUCUGGCAGGGCUACCUCAACAUCAUCUUCGCCGCCGGCACCUCCACCGGCGCGCCCCUCGGCGGCCUGCUCGCCGACUCGGUCGGCUGGCGCUGGUCCUUUGCGGGCCAGGUCCCGCUGUGCGUCCUCGCGUUCCUCGCCGUGUAUUUUGUGCUCGACCUCCCGCCGACGGACCACGCGCACUGGCGCGAGAAGUUCCGCCGCAUCGACUUCCUGGGCGCUGCGACCCUCGUCGCGGCCGUGGUCGCGCUGCUCGUCGGCCUCGACUCGGGCUCCAACAACGGGUGGUCGAACCCCGUCACAAUCGCCGGACUGGCCUCGACGCCGGCCCUCUUUGCCAUCUUCGUCUUCGUCGAGAUGCGCGUCGCGUCGCACCCGUUCGCGCCGGGCCACAUCAUCUUUGACCGGUCGCUGUUCGCGUGCUACCUGGCCAACUUCUUCGGCAUCGCCGGCCACAUCGCCUCCAUCUUCUUCCUCCCGCUCUUCUUCCAGGCCGUGCAGGGCGCGUCGGCGACGCAGGCCGGCGCGGCGUUGGUGCCGGCCAUGAUCGCCUCCGUCACUGCGAGCGUGAGCGCGGGCGUCUUCAUGAAGCGCCGCGGCAAGUACUACACCCUCACGGUGCUGGCGUACGGGCUGAUGGUUGCCGCCGUCGCGCCGACGGUCGUGUUCCUCCACCUUCGCUCCACGGUGGGCGUUGUGGGCAGCAUGGCGCUGCUCGCGCUCGGCGGCGGCGCGGGCAUCACGACGACGCUGGUGGCACUGCUGUCCAACGCCGCGGUGCAAGACACGGCUGUUGUCGUGGCGUGCUCGUACCUGUUCCGAUCGCUGGGGUCGAGCAUCGGCAUCAGCGUGUGCUCGGCGGUGCUGCAGCAGGUGCUGCGGACGCAGCUCGCCGCGCGGCUGAGCGACGGCGACGAGGCGCGCCGCGUCGAGGAGCGGGUGCGCGAGAGCCUCGACUACAUCCGCGAGCUGCCGCCCGCCGUGGCCGGCGAGGUGCGCGCGAGCUACCAGGUUGCGACGCUGGGCGCCAUGGUCCCGAUGGCGCUGCUGCUGGUGCUUGCUUUCGGGUCGACCUUUUUCAUUCGGGAGAAAGCCUUGGGGAAGUAA
Colletotrichum spaethianum is the source of this 1662-nucleotide messenger RNA. Its product is annotated as vacuolar membrane amino acid uptake transporter fnx2. Lineage: Eukaryota; Fungi; Ascomycota; Sordariomycetes; Glomerellales; Glomerellaceae. The record is from RefSeq and is a predicted model, not a curated record. Gene Ontology annotation, molecular function: basic amino acid transmembrane transporter activity. Gene Ontology annotation, cellular component: fungal-type vacuole membrane. The transcript is spliced from 3 exons. Bases 1 to 1662 code for a protein of 553 amino acids. Gene Ontology annotation, biological process: transmembrane transport; basic amino acid transport.